CAACAAAGUGCAAUAAACAAUUUUGAAAGUUAACGCUCUUGAACGCCUUGAACGCUCCUCAAGCUGCUGCCCCCAACGCUCGAGUUAAAGAGUUUAACACAAGCAAAAAAGCCAGCGAAAGUGCCCAACAAAAUUGAAGCAAAAAAUAAGAUGAACCCAACGAGCAAUAGUCGAAAACGCAACUCAACAGCAGCAACGAACAUGAUCUCUCCCAGCCUGAUGCUCGCCUUGGUGGCCAUGAUGCUGGUACUGGGCUUGCCCGCUCAGGCCACGGCGCGCAUGGCCUUUGAGAAGCUAACAGAUUACGACUUUGCCGGCACCACGUACUACAGUGUGAAGAAUUUGUCGCUGUAUGAAUGCCAGGGCUGGUGUCGCGAGGAGGCGGAUUGCCAGGCGGCCGCCUUCAGCUUUGUGGUGAAUCCGCUGUCCCCUUCACAGGAGACCCACUGCCAGCUGCAGAACGAUACCUCGGCCGCCAAUCCGACUGCGGCGCCACAGCGCUCGGCCAACAUGUACUAUAUGGUGAAGCUGCAGCUGCGCAGCGAGAACGUCUGCCAUCGUCCGUGGUCGUUUGAGCGUGUGCCCAACAAGAUUAUACGUGGCCUGGACAAUGCGCUGAUCUACACCAGCACCAAAGAGGCCUGUCUGUCCGCCUGCCUGAACGAGAAGCGUUUCAUCUGCCGCUCCGUCGAGUACGACUACAACAACAUGAAGUGUGUGCUGAGCGACUCGGAUCGUCGCAGCUCGGGCCAGUUUGUGCAGCUGGUGGAUGCACAGGGUACGGAUUACUUUGAGAACUUGUGCCUGAAGCCCACGCAGGCGUGCAAGAACACGCGCGGUUUUGCCAAUGCACGCAUGGGCGUCUCCGAGGAGAAGGUUGCUCAGUACGUUGGACUUCAUUACUACACCGACAAGGAGCUGCAGGUGACCUCGGAGUCUGCCUGCCGUCUGGCCUGCGAAAUUGAAUCCGAGUUCCUUUGCCGCUCAUUCCUCUACUUGGGUCAGCCACAGGGCGCUCAGUACAAUUGCCGUUUGUAUCAUUUGGAUCACAAGACGCUGCCCGAUGGUCCCUCUACCUAUUUGAAUCACGAGCGUCCACUCAUCGAUCACGGCGAGCCCAUUGGCCAGUACUUUGAGAAUCAGUGCGAGAAGUCAGCGGCUACAUCAACUGGCGGCUCCCCAGGCUCACCUCCCGGCACUCUAGACAAGAUUGACACUCUGCCCGUUAGUCUGGACACCAUCGAAGAUCCCAACCUCACCAAUAUGACGCGCAAUGAUGUUAACUGCGAUAAGACCGGCACCUGCUACGAUGUCUCUGUACACUGCAAGGACACACGCAUUGCUGUCCAGGUGCGCACCAACAAGCCCUUCAAUGGACGCAUCUAUGCCUUGGGACGCUCCGAGACUUGCAACAUUGAUGUUAUCAACUCGGAUGCUUUCCGUCUAGAUCUCACUAUGGCUGGACAGGAUUGUAAUACACAGAGCGUGACUGGUGUCUAUUCGAAUACCGUGGUGCUGCAACAUCACAGCGUGGUGAUGACCAAGGCUGAUAAAAUCUACAAGGUCAAGUGUACUUAUGACAUGAGCUCGAAGAACAUUACAUUCGGCAUGAUGCCCAUACGCGAUCCUGAGAUGAUACACAUUAACUCAUCGCCCGAGGCACCACCACCAAGAAUACGCAUCCUGGACACUAGACAACGCGAGGUGGAAACCGUGCGCAUUGGUGAUCGUCUCAACUUCCGCAUUGAAAUUCCCGAGGAUACUCCCUAUGGCAUAUUUGCUCGCUCCUGCGUUGCCAUGGCCAAGGAUGCGCGCACCAGCUUCAAGAUCAUUGAUGAUGAUGGCUGCCCCACAGAUCCGACCAUCUUCCCGGGCUUCACUGCCGAUGGCAAUGCGCUGCAGUCGACCUAUGAGGCAUUCCGUUUUACCGAAAGCUAUGGCGUCAUCUUCCAGUGCAACGUCAAGUACUGUCUGGGACCUUGUGAGCCAGCUGUCUGUGAAUGGAACAUGGAAUCGUUUGAGUCUUUGGGCAGAAGGCGUCGUCGUUCUAUUGAGAGCAAUGAGACUAAGAGCGAAGAUGAUAUGAACAUUUCCCAAGAGAUUUUGGUUUUGGACUUUGGCGAUGAGAAGCGUGAAUUCUUCAAGGCCGAUCCCAGCACAGACUUUGCCAAAGACAAGACUGUCACCAUUAUUGAGCCUUGCCCCACAAAGACGUCCGUGUUGGCGCUUGCUGUGACCUGUGCGCUCAUGAUUUUACUUUAUAUCUCAACGCUGUUCUGCUAUUACAUGAAGAAAUGGAUGCAGCCGCAUAAGAUUGUAGCAUAAGUUUAGGCGACAAACAGCAAUUGAAGCAACAGCAGCAGCAACAACAACAACAAAAACAAAAUGAAAGAAAAAAGGAAAACAAAAAACAUACACUAAACACACAGAGAUGAGCACACCAAGUGCACUCUCUCGCUCUCUUUCACUCUCUUGCUUAUAACACAACACGCUAUGUCCAACUCUCUCUCGCCUUGUCAAUAUCAAACGUUUGUCAGCUCACACACCCACACGAGAGAGAGAGUGAGAGAGAGAGAGGAACUGUGAGCUGAGAGCUUUGUAGCUGACAAGCGUAUACUUUUUGUUUUUUUUUUUUUAAUUACCAUUUACUUUAAACAAUUUAUUU
Messenger RNA from Drosophila busckii, 2665 nucleotides. RefSeq lists its product as uncharacterized. The transcript is spliced from 9 exons. The coding region runs from base 151 to 2325 and encodes 724 amino acids. Lineage: Eukaryota; Metazoa; Arthropoda; Insecta; Diptera; Drosophilidae. The record is from RefSeq and is a predicted model, not a curated record.